This is a messenger RNA of Erinaceus europaeus (western European hedgehog), 2216 nucleotides long. It is a transcript of the gene LEO1, whose product is annotated as LEO1 homolog, Paf1/RNA polymerase II complex component. The record is from RefSeq and is a predicted model, not a curated record. Gene Ontology annotation, biological process: transcription elongation by RNA polymerase II; positive regulation of transcription elongation by RNA polymerase II. NCBI's taxonomy places the organism in Eukaryota, Metazoa, Chordata, Mammalia, Eulipotyphla, Erinaceidae. Gene Ontology annotation, molecular function: RNA polymerase II C-terminal domain phosphoserine binding. Bases 97 to 2076 code for a protein of 659 amino acids. Gene Ontology annotation, cellular component: Cdc73/Paf1 complex; nucleus. The transcript is spliced from 12 exons.
AGUCUUUGCGACAGUGUCGCGCUCGGCGGGAUCUGGGCCGUAAAGGCGCUCGCGGAGCCGCCCCUACCGAGGCAGCAGCGGCCGACGUGCGCGGCCAUGGCGGAUAUGGAAGAUCUGUUCGGGAGCGACGCUGACAGCGAGGCCGAACGGAAAGAUCCUGACUCUGGGUCUGACUCGGACUCUGACCAGGAGAAUGCUGCUUCUGGCAGUAACGCCUCUGGAAGCGAGAGCGAUCAAGAUGAAAGAGGUGAUUCAGGAAAACCAAGUAACAAGGAACUGUUUGGAGAUGACAGUGAGGAUGAAGGAGUGUCUCAUCACAGUGGGAGUGACAAUCACUCUGAAAGAUCAGACAACAGAUCAGAGGUAUCUGAGCGUUCUGACCACGAAGACAAUGACCCCUCGGACGUAGACCAGCACAGCGGGUCUGAAGCCCAUAAUGAUGACGAAGAUGAAGGACACAGGUCAGAUGUGGGGAGCCAUCACUCAGAAGCAGAAGGUUCUGAAAAAGCACAUUCCGAUGAUGAAAAAUGGGACCGGGAAGAUAAAAGCGACCAAUCAGAUGAUGAAAAGAUGCAAAAUUCAGAUGAUGACGAGAGGGCCGAAGGCUCUGACGACGACGAGAAGAUGCAGAACACAGACGACGAGGAGAGGCCUCAGCUCUCAGAUGACGAGAGACAGCCACUGUCUGAAGAGGAGAAGGCCAAUUCUGAUGACGAGCAGCCAGCAGCUUCUGAUAAUGACGACGAGAAGCAGAAUUCCGAGGAUGAAGAAGACCGGCCACCGAUGUCUGAUGAGGAGAAGAUGCACAAUUCCGAUGACGAAAGGCCCCAGGCCUCCGAUGAAGAGCCCAGGCAUUCAGAUGACGAAGAGGAGCAGGACCAUAAAUUAGAGUCUGUGAGAGGCAGUGACAGUGAAGAUGAAGUUCUACGAAUGAAACGCAAAAAUGCAAUUGCAUCUGACUCAGAAGCGGAUAGUGACACCGAGAUGCCCAAAGAUAAUACUGGAACCAUGGAUCUAUUUGGAGGUGCAGAUGACAUUUCUUCAGGAAGUGAUGGAGAAGAUAAACCUCCAACUCCAGGACAGCCUGUUGAUGAAAAUGGAUUACCUCAGGACCAACAGGAAGAAGAACCAAUUCCCGAAACCCGAAUAGAAGUGGAAAUACCCAAAGUAAACACUGACUUAGGAAACGACUUAUAUUUUGUUAAACUACCCAACUUUCUCAGUGUAGAGCCCAGACCUUUUGACCCUCAAUAUUAUGAAGAUGAAUUUGAAGAUGAGGAGAUGCUGGAUGAAGAAGGUAGAACCAGAUUAAAAUUAAAGGUAGAAAAUACUAUCCGAUGGCGGAUACGCCGGGAUGAAGAAGGAAAUGAAAUUAAAGAAAGCAAUGCUCGCAUCGUCAAGUGGUCAGAUGGCAGCAUGUCACUGCAUUUAGGCAAUGAAGUGUUCGAUGUGUACAAAGCUCCACUGCAGGGCGAUCACAACCAUCUUUUUAUAAGACAAGGUACUGGUCUGCAGGGACAAGCCGUCUUUAAAACCAAACUCACAUUCAGACCUCACUCUACGGACAGUGCCACACAUAGAAAAAUGACCCUGUCACUUGCGGAUAGAUGUUCAAAGACACAGAAGAUUAGAAUCUUGCCGAUGGCUGGUCGUGACCCCGAAUGCCAGCGUACAGAAAUGAUUAAGAAAGAAGAAGAACGUUUGAGAGCUUCUAUCCGUAGGGAGUCUCAGCAGCGCCGAAUGAGAGAGAAACAGCACCAGCGAGGGCUGAGUGCCAGCUACCUGGAACCUGAUCGAUACGAUGAAGAAGACGAAGGCGAGGAGUCCAUCAGCUUGGCUGCCAUUAAAAACCGAUACAAAGGGGGCAUUCGAGAGGAACGGGCCAGAAUCUAUUCUUCAGACAGCGAUGAGGGAUCAGAAGAAGAUAAGGCUCAAAGAUUGCUCAAAGCAAAGAAGCUCAACAGCGAUGAGGAAGGUGAACCUUCUGGAAAGAGAAAAGCUGAAGAUGACGAUAAAGCAAAUAAGAAGCACAAGAAAUAUGUCAUCAGUGAUGAAGAGGAAGAAGACGAUGAUUGAGGGGAAAUGUGAAGGCUUUUUAUAUAUUUUCAUGUACAGCUUGUUUUAUAAAUAUGAUGUAAACAUGAGUUAUUUUGAUUGAGAUGAAUUGAUUUCCUUUUGUGUAAUUUUAAUUGUAAUAAACUUUUAAAGAAAAUUGA